AUGACUUCGCGAGACCUCAUACUGGACAAGCGGUUCAGACUGUUUUCUUUCAAGCUUAUGGGAGAUGCGACCUCGAUGAUGGACUACUACACGAAGAAGGCGGUGGAGAGCUUCAGGACCAAGAUCACAGAGGCCAUUCUCGAAGGCAAAGUGUUGCUUCCGCCUUCGGCAUACGAAGAAGCUUUAGGGGCAGCCGAAAUACGACAGAGUUUGAAACUCAAAACGCGAGAGGGACAGUGUCAAUUCAACGGGAAAGACUAUAUACUCGGAUCGCUACUUUUCAGGUCUCCCCACGGUCUUGGACAGCAAAGUUGCAUUUUUCUCCAGCGAUCGGGUGAAAAAAGAGGACUUUUGAUGAUACAAGUAUUGCCAAAGCUGAUUUCAACGGUGAUAGAAUUUUUGACCUACGAUAUCGGUGCGUUUGUGAAACCUGUUGUUGCAGACCAGGGCCUACUACAACGAAGUGUUAAUGGGACGUUUUCCAAGCUUCGCGAAAUCGGAAAACUCGGUUCUUUUGGCGAUAUAGAGUUCACGUUUGGAGUGAAUGGAUUGCAACAAUCGUCUCUGCAGAAUGUUUUAAUUGUCCUCCCAAACUCAGAGCUUAAGCUGUUCGAAUCUUCGGAAGGCCCGUUCUUGAACUCUUUGUUCCAACAACUAGACUCCUCGACAGCGGUCGACUUCUCGAAGCUACAACUUGUCAAGAUAAAGUGCACUCUGUUCAACAUUUUCUCAAAUGGAAAAAUCAUGUUUACACGAGAAAUGACGUCGUCUCCCUCACCUUCUGAGGACGAAGAUCGGCCGAGUGUGUGGUAUAUCCUCGAGGAUUUGCUAGACACAUUUGUGGUAAAACAAUAG
Messenger RNA from Kuraishia capsulata CBS 1993, 855 nucleotides. RefSeq lists its product as uncharacterized. The coding region runs from base 1 to 855 and encodes 284 amino acids. NCBI's taxonomy places the organism in Eukaryota, Fungi, Ascomycota, Pichiomycetes, Pichiales, Pichiaceae. The record is from RefSeq and is a predicted model, not a curated record. The transcript has a single exon.